This is a messenger RNA of Danio rerio (zebrafish), 904 nucleotides long. NCBI's taxonomy places the organism in Eukaryota, Metazoa, Chordata, Actinopteri, Cypriniformes, Danionidae. The record is from RefSeq.
ACAGCACUCUUUAGCUUCUGUUUAAGACACUUAGUCUGAACAUCUAAAGUCGAAAACAUGGUUGUGUGGACAGACUUCGAGAAGGCCACCAUUCAAGAUAUCUUCGCCAAGGCUGACUACGAUGUCAUUGGUCCUCAGGCUCUGGCAAGGUGUCUCAUCGUGUACCCCUGGACCCAGCGGUACUUCGCCAAGUUUGGAAACCUCUACAAUGCCGCUGCCAUCCUGGGAAACCCAAUGGUUGCUGCCCACGGUAAAACUGUGCUCAAAGGUCUGGAGCUGGCAGUGAAGAACAUGGACAACAUCAAGGCCACCUAUGCUGAUUUGAGUGUGCUGCACUCCGAGAAGCUCCACGUAGAUCCCGACAACUUCAGGGUAAGCUGACAUAGAUUACAGAUGUUUUUAAGAAAGUCUUUAGGUAUCCAUGCUGUGUGUCGAUAUAACCCUACUCUUGUGUCCUCUCACAGCUUUUGGCUGAUUGCUUGACCAUCGUUGUUGCUGCUCAGAUGGGUGCUGGAUUCACACCUGAAGUUCAGGCCGCUUUCCAGAAAUUCAUCGCUGUCGCUGUGUCCGCUCUGGGAAGACAGUACCACUAAAUACAAACACAGAGAGAUUAUAAUGUUUCCACUAAAGAAUGUGCUAUUCUGAGUUGAAGCAAAUAAAUAUUUCACUGUUCAUUUUAUCCUGUGUCAUCCUCUGUUUCUUGAUUUAACAACAAAUUUCAAGCCUUGGUAGGAAAUGUUGUAAACAGAUCAUUAUUUGACAUAAUAGGUAUUAACUUUGUGCCAAUCCUAAACUCAUUACCUGUUUUUGAUCAUUUGUGAGUUUUACAUGCUGAAUCUGUUUGAUUUACAUGCAUACCCUAUAAAAUGUUCAUACAAUAAAGUAAUUUGAAAUACAAAAAAAA